Molecule: messenger RNA, 2917 nt
Organism: Danio rerio (zebrafish)
Lineage: Eukaryota; Metazoa; Chordata; Actinopteri; Cypriniformes; Danionidae
Source: RefSeq, a predicted model, not a curated record
CUCUUACCUGCUUCGCUCACACACACUGGACGCCGCUGGCUUUCUGUCCACGUUUACUAAAGCUGCAGGGCACAAGUUUGACAUCUGCUUUUCUCUCUUCUUUGUGUUGGUUGUCUGGCUUCUUUCUCGCUUUGAUUUUUGCAAUGUUCUACAAAAGCUGAAAUGGAUUUGUAACCGGUGGAAGUGGCAAACGGAUAUUUUUUUCCACUUUUAUUUUGUCAUCUACAGUUCUCUGUUCUGUCAGGUCUCCGUGUGCUCAGACAGGAUGACAUGGCGUCCUCAGUACCGGAGUUCUAAGUAUCGCCAUGUGUUUGGGAAGCCGGCCACAAAAGAGAACUGCUAUGAUGGCGUCCCCAUCACUCGAAGUGUUCAUGACAACCAACUCUGUGCCGCUAAUCCACGCUUUAUCGCUGUCAUCACUGAAUGUGCAGGAGGUGGAUCUUUCCUGGUGCUGCCCGUCCAUCAUACUGGCAAGGUUGACCCUCAUCAUCCAAAGGUUUCUGGUCACAGAGGGAAUGUACUUGACAUCAAAUGGAAUCACUUUAAUGACUUCUGCAUAGCAUCUUGUUCAGAGGACGCCACAGUGAAAAUCUGGGAAAUCCCUGAACAUGGUGUUUUGAAGACCAUCACAGUGCCUUGGAAAGAGCUGCAGGGUCAUUCUCGACGUGUAGGCCUCAUUGAGUGGCAUCCCACUGCCAACAACAUCAUUUUCAGCACCGGCUAUGACUAUCAGGUUAUGGUGUGGAAGCUGGAUGUUCCUGAACAGGUGAUUAAGAACCCUGUGCGCUCCAUCAGUGUUCAUUCAGAUGUGGUUCUGUCCAUGUCCUUCAACACAGAUGGCAGCAAACUUGCUACUUCCUGCAAGGACAAGAAAAUCCGGGUGAUUGACCCACGUACUGGCACCAUUUUACAGGAGACUAACUGCAAAUCACACAAAGCCAGUAAAGUGCUAUUUCUUGGAAAUUUGAAAAUGCUCCUCUCCACGGGAAACUCACGCUGGAACCAUCGCCAGAUUGCACUUUGGGAUCAAGAGGAUCUCUCUCAGCCAUCUUAUUCUGAGGAUUUAGACGGCUCUUCUGGUGUUCUCUUCCCUUUUUAUGACCCGGACACACACAUGCUUUACAUAGCUGGAAAAGGUGAUGGAAAUAUCAGAUACUAUGAAAUCAGUCCAGAGAAGCCAUAUGUGCACUAUUUGACUGAAUACAGGUCUCAUCUACCACAGAAGGGAAUGGGUGUCAUGCCAAAGAGAGGACUUGAUGUGUGUUCCUGUGAAAUCUUCAGAUUCUACAAGCUAGUGACAAUCAAAAGUCUCAUAGAACCUCUCUCCAUGAUCGUUCCACGAAGGUCAGAGUCCUAUCAAGAGGACAUUUACCCCAUGACAGCUGGAAACAAGCCCGCCAUGACAGCAAAUGAGUGGAUCAGUGGUCUAGACAAAGGUCCUGUGAUGAUGUCACUGAGGCCUGGAAGUAAAGUGGACACAUAUGUGGAGUUGGGUUUGAAGAAAAGCCCAAUGGAAUCAACAGAGAUGCACAAUUCUCGCAGUCAGCCUGGGUUGUCACAGCUCAUUCAGCGACUAGAGACCAAAGAUGGAAACGGACGCAAAGAAUCCCACCCUACAUUAUUACUCCCAUCCACUGAAGAAAACGGCAGUUCUGCAAGCCAUGUCAGCAAUGGACAGCUAGAUUCCCCACACUGCUCACCACCAAAAACGGAGAAUGAGCUACGGCAGAUGUUUUAUAAGCAGCAGGAGGAGAUCCGAAAAAUGAGGGAGUUGCUGAAUCAGAAGGAUGUCCGGAUAAAACAGCUAGAACUGGAGAUCAAAAAUGUGAGGAACUCACAAGCUCCUCUUUGAGAGAUACUGUAGUACAGCAUCACACUGUAAACGCCUUGUCUGCUUCACUAACAUUGACUUAAGAACUUUCUGCCUCGGGAAUUUUGCUGUAAAGAUGCGGUCACUGAUGCUUGGCAAAGUUGUUAACAAGGAUCCAUGCGAUUGGGAGUGAAGAAGUUUACAUUGCAGAUUACACUUGUUGUUUUGUUUCAAGCUGCCCAACAGAAAAGCUGCUUGACUACAAUAUUGACAAUGGACCUUCUAGCCUGUGAAAUUUUGCGCAAAUUUGGAAAAUGUGACCGCACCUUAGGGAAACAUGUGGGCUACAUUCCCAUUUCUAACAUCUCCUCAUGGAAAGUCAUUCCUUGUAUGCACAUUUUGUGCACAUAAAUACUGUACAACCUCUGUGGAAGUUUUUUUUUAAACUUAAGCACUAUGCAAACAUUUUUAUUUUCAGUUGUGAUCUUACUUUUUAAUGUAUUUUUGUUUGUUUGUUUUAAAAAAUGGCCUAAAUGAUAUGUUUAUGUUUUAGAAAUGAGGUUAUUUGAGUUUAUUCUUGAAUAUGAUUGUAACACGAGAAUGUUCUUUUCAAUUCAUUUUCUAUUUAAAUUCUGUGAAUCAAAAGAUUUUGAUAACAAUAAUGCACCUGAGACCUAAUUGGAAAUAUAAAUUGUAACUAAGCCUCAAGUUAAAGAUUUUUUUGUUCGGUGUCCAAAUGUGGUUAAAAGAGUUUACGAAAUCCUAGCAUGCACUGGUGAGGCACUAUGGCUGGGAUCCCACAAUGUCAAGUAAUGUAACCAAACUGUGAACUGCCAAACUCAUCAAAAUGCAUGAAUCUACUACCGUAUUACAAUGGUUUCAAAACAUUUAAGUUUGGCCAGUUUAAAACCUUCUCCUAAUUGGAGCUCUUGGUUCACAAAUUAAGAAAAGCCAUAUUUUUUUAGAAAUGAUUUUAAUAAUGUUUUGUUUACAUGAGGACCUGUACGUGCACACAUCAGAAUAUAGAGUAAGAUGUUUAAUAUGCUAUUUUAAGUGUUGUUGCUAAAAUAUUUGCUUAUUUACUAAAUGUUGUUCAAACACUCUUGA